AUGAAAAAGAAGGAAUUUAAGGGUCUCGACCUCAUUUCGUAUGAUGUCGACAUGAACGUGCAUGAUUUAACGAAAAUAGCAAACCGAAUUUUAGAAUCAAAAGGAGGAAACACCGCAUUCAAGAAAAGUAAUCCCUCAAUUUUGGGCCAAAUUGACACAUCGGAUGUAGUCGAUCAGGAAAUGUACAAUGAAAUUAUGAAACAAAACAGAAGUUUGCAAGUGUCAAAUACUUCAAUGAUGGAAACAAGCCUUUCUCAACAGACAAGAACCAUGCUUCCUUUGUUCAAAGCUCACUCACGAUCAUCAGACAAAAAAGGACAACAAGUAGAAUCUCUAUUGAGCGAUAAUGUGGUUGCAAAAAUACCAAUCAACAAACACUUCAAAGAAUCUAAUUUUGUGGAUCAACCUCCAGAAGUUUUAGAAAAAUGUUUGAGAGACGAAUAUGCAGCAAGAUAUUUGGAAAAAUUGAACAUUUCUGUCACACAAAAAAACCUCAAGAUUGUCAACAACAUUUUACCAAUCACACAUUGUGUAGCUCACAAACAUAGAACACCCAAUAACGAGCUAUACUUGUCGUUCACUCCACAACCACAUCUGGUUGCUGGAAAAUGUGGCACCAACGCCUCAAUGUCACUCAGCGGAUUAACACCAACAAGAGUUGCAGAUAAGGCAGAGUUUGAAUAUCGUGUGAUGGAAAUAAUGGACAAGGAAAUGUCAAAUCUUAAUUUUCAAGCUAUUGCAAAUGGCGAACCAAACAAGACCUCUUUAGUAGAAGAAAAGGGAUCUCUUCAACUUAAACCUGAAGAGUCAAAUCAUCCCAAAACAGGACUUGUUAAUAAGGAAGGGAAGCUCACUGUACCAAAGUUUGAGGAAUAUAAGAAAUAUAUUUAUCCUUACAAUCUUAUAAGAGAAAAGUUCAUGUUAGACGGUGAAAAAGAGGAGAUGGAACAAUCAAUAUAUGAAAGACAUCAAUACAACACAAUGAUGAUCGAACGAAGUCGAAUGGCAAGAAUGCAAUCAUUUCUUAUUAAGGACUCUAAUCGAUCUCUAAGUCGUUCGAACUUGAGGAUGAAAGAUACAUUUGAAGAAACAGGAAGAAGUAAAUCAGUUCUUGGAAAGAACAAUACAAACCAAGUAUUGGAUUUUCACUUCAACGAACAAUUUAAAUUUGAUGAGAAAGAGUUGGAAAAAACUCCUCACUUAUCGUCGUUUGAAAUUGUGGAGUUACAAAAUAGUUUCUUCGAAGAAUUUCCCUUCCAACGUUGGAACUGGAUUUCAGAGAAACAAAAAAGAUCAAUUGCAAAGGACAUUACAGACAUUAAGCUUACCACCUUCAUUAAGGUUUUUAUUGAGUUUUGUUAUUGGACGUUCUUACAAGAAUUCUCAAAAGAAGUGGUGGAUCGGUAUGACCUUGAAAAACGAUUUUUGUCCGCUUAUGAAGAUCUAAUUGAAGAUUUUAAAAAGUUCAGAGGUAGCAAGAUAAAAGUGACUACUAAUCAUCCAAUAAUUCUGCUGUGCAUUCGGGUGACAACAGAGAGUACAUUAAGGAUAUGCUACCAAACAUUUUGCAAAACCAAGUACUUUUUGACGCUUUGUUACAAAAUGUCAUCGUUAGUGUCCUUUUUAUUCGAUCCAGACUCUGAUGUACUCAGCAAGCUACCUCCCAUUGAAUCAAAUGCCAAAGAACGAAAGAUUAUUGAAAAACUUUCUCGAAUAACAAGGAAAGAUGAGCUGGUGUCAACGAAGCGAAAAGCAAAUUCUGUCUCUCCAGUGAUGACAAGCGUGCUACUGUCGUCUCCAUUGAGAGACAAAAACUUGGAGUUCUCGGACAACCUGUCCAAACGAAUCAUCAAAUCAGUUGUUUCAGUGUUGAGUGAAGACUUGAGAGCGAAAUUGAUGAACAUCUACAUGAAGAAAUCAAAAUAA
Molecule: messenger RNA, 1926 nt
Organism: Naegleria lovaniensis
Lineage: Eukaryota; Heterolobosea; Eutetramitea; Acrasida; Naegleriidae
Exons: 6
Coding region: 1-1926 (641 amino acids)
Source: RefSeq, a predicted model, not a curated record